AUGAACAUCGACAGCGUGCUUGUCACCGUGGGCAUGGGCCGUUACCAGUUUGCAGGGUGCGUGCUUUUCGGCUUCAUGAUAAUGUAUUCGAACGUGUCGCCGGUUACCUACGUCUUCACCUCCGGUGAUUUGAAAUACAGGUGCGUGAUACCGGGAUGUGACUCACCAGACCCGGCUGAACGAACUUACGAACCAGAAUGGUUGCGAUUCACUACGCCUUAUCGGGAAGACACGGAACUGCCGCGCAAAUGUAAGCGGUACUCCAGGAAUCCGGCAAACAGCUCACAGUGCACCCAAGGUGACUUCGACAGAAAUACGAUGGAAUUAUGCAGUGAUGAAUGGGUGUUCGAAGAUAACGAAAACACAAUCGGCACGGAGUUUGGACUUAUGUGCGAGGAAAAGAAAUGGAAGCUGUCGAUGGUGGGCACAGUCAACAACUUCGGUCAAUUUAUCGGCAUACCUGUGUCUGGUAUCAUUGCAGACAAGUUUGGUCGAAAGUUUGCUAUGGUUUUUUGUGCUGUUACAUCGGCCAUAAUAUGUAUUAUUCAAUCGUUUUCGGUCAAUUAUCAGAUGUUCCUGGUUUUGGAAUUGUUGUCUUCCAUCGUUUCCAGCGGUGUAUAUACAGUCACUUUCGUAUUAGCAAUGGAAUUGGUGCUACCUAAUCACCGAGUACUAUACUAUUCAAUUCUGGAAUGUUUCUAUCCAAUUGGUGCCAUACUGGUGGCUUUUAUCGCUAGUUUAGUGAAAGACUGGAGACUUUUGUUGCAGAUAGCCAACAUCCCGGGAUUGCUGUUCUUGUCAUAUUUUUGGCUUACGGAAGAAUCGAUGAGAUGGUUAGAAAUGCAAGGCAAACAUGACAGAGUGAUCGAUGUGCUCAAGAGAAUAGCGGGUAUUAAUAAAAAGUCUUUGCCUGUACUGACUUCUAAUGCACAAAUAGAGACGAUAAAUUACGACGACGAAAACGAUGCAAAGUACAUCAAUAUUUUAAAAGACGUAAUUGGCUCUCCGACAAUAUUAUGUAGGCUGAUCAGAUGUUCACUUGUGUGGAUAGCGAUAACACUAGUUUACUAUGGGCUGACAAUAUGUGCAACUGACAUUGCUGGGGACAAGUAUCUAAACUUUUCGUUGGCCUCAUUCGUUGAGAUACCGGCCUGCUUGCUGAAUUGGUUGAUUAUGGAAGGAAUGUCCCGAAAAAUGUCGUUGUCCUGUAUGUUUAUCUUGAGUGGUUUCACCAGUGUCUUAUACAACUUGGUGCCGGACUCAUUACUCCUGAUAAAGUUAUUGAUAUUCUUGAUUAGUAAACUAGCAAUAUCAAUUGCGUUUUGCAUAAUUUACAUGCUUACCGUGGAGAUAUUUCCAACCAGGAUGCGAGCGACUCUGUUAUCCGUGUGCUCUAUGAUCGGUCGGAUUGGAUCCAUGUUGGCACCACAGACCACGCUGCUGGCUGAAUACUUUGGCAAUUAUGUGACGAUGCUCGUGUUUGGUGCGACGGCACUAGUGGCAGCCGCGAUCACCAUGACUCUUCCGGAAAGCAAAAACAUCAAGUUGCCCGACACGAUCGUCGAAGCUGAACGGAUCGGGAUCGACCGCCUGCUACCCGAAAACAUCGAAAACUCUUAAUCUUACAAUAAUUCAUGAUUAUUAAUAAUAAUAUUUUUAUACGCACAAUAAAUAUAGUAUACAUAAAAUGUAUACUCUAUAAAUAGUGUAUUGUUUAUAUGCGACGUUUUUAGUUAGCUUGUUGUUUCGGGACCACUCUAUAUACGUAAUAAUAAAUUUGUUACUUCUCUCUGCAGCUCAUCGUCAUAGAUGUUUCGACGUUUCGUGCACACAUAAUUUACCAACAGCGCGAAUGGUACCAUUGGAAAAUGUGAGGAACCGAAAAUGAGACCGGUGAUCUAUCUGUGCAACUCGCCAAAUCGAUAUUCCAAAAAGAGUACUAUGAUCUUUCAAUUCAUUUUUCUUGAUCGGAGAACUAUUGCUUUCGAAGUACAUCAUUAUUCUUAUUUAUAUUCUUUAUUUACAUCUAAUUUAUUUUAAAUUUUACCCAUACUCUUAAAAUAUAUUGUUCCAACAGUAAAAAUAUAAGGCGAUUCGUCAAGCAUUUUUAAAUAUACCUCAAUUAUUGAGAAUUAAGCACCGUGGUAUCAAAACAAUUGAAUUGUGUUAUCUUUAUAUUAUUUCAGGAGCGUGGUAAUACACUAAUACAAACGUAUUUUUUCAAAUGGAAACCAUUUUUUUUACAGUACAUUUUUAAGCAAUUGAUUUUUUCUUUAAUGUGGAUGUAUUUAAGUCGAAAUACAAACGAGAAAUGUUUACUUUAUAAGUGAUUAAAAUGUAUAUGUAAUAUUUAGUGUAGUAUCUACUAUGACAUUUAAAAAAAUUAUAAAAAUUAUUAAAUAUUAAUCUAUUAAUAUUAAUUAUAAUAAAUUAUAAUUUUGAAAUCAAUAUUAUUUAAACCGAAUAUUAUGGAUCCAUUAUCCUUACACAAAGGCAAAUAACUAAAAAAAUUACUCAUUUGAAUUUCGAAUUAGAUACAUCAACAUUUAAAAAAAAUCAUCUGCUUAAUAAUUUUAAGUAAUAAUGGUCAUUCUCAUGUGAACAAAUAUAAUUUUAUAUCAACACGCCAGAAAAUUUCUUAAAUGGUACAAAAAUCGAAUUAUUUGAACAUAAUAUGGUCUUAAAAAUUAGAAUCAUUUAAUACAUGAAUAUCUAAAAUUAAAGAAAAAAUGUAUAGUAGACAUAAUUGACGAAUCACCUUGUAUAUGUAUUAUAAUGGUCUGUAAAUUAUUUAGAUCUACGAUUUUUCGUAGUUUUCUCGACAAUUACUUGAUUUUAUACUUGCAUAUCCAAUCCAUAUGUAUAUUUAUGCAAUUUUCAUGCUUGUGAUGUAUGCAUUUUAUUUCAAAUUUGUUUUAAAAUAUUUUUAUUUCAAAUCUAUAUCUACAUUAGAAGUUCUGCUUCAAGACGGUUAAUUAUCCUAAAUGAUACUAAAUCAAUCAGGGGAGUUCCUAAUUAUUAGUAAUUACUUAUUAUACCUAUUAAACAAUUAUAAACAUUAUAGGGCGACGCGCCUAUAUAAUUAGAUGUUUAGAACUUUAGAAAUUAUAUCCAUCCAUUAUCUAUAUGUUAUACUAUUGUCUAUUAU
Rhopalosiphum maidis (corn leaf aphid) is the source of this 3148-nucleotide messenger RNA. Its product is annotated as solute carrier family 22 member 5-like. The coding region runs from base 1 to 1620 and encodes 539 amino acids. Gene Ontology annotation, molecular function: transmembrane transporter activity. Gene Ontology annotation, biological process: transmembrane transport. The record is from RefSeq and is a predicted model, not a curated record. Gene Ontology annotation, cellular component: membrane. Lineage: Eukaryota; Metazoa; Arthropoda; Insecta; Hemiptera; Aphididae. The transcript has 10 exons.